GCGAGAAAUCACCCUGCAAUAUAUUAAAAAGCUGGUCCAAGUAAGAUUACAGCACCACCUGUUGCUUCCGCACAAUCCAGUAUGCAAGCUAGAUGGUCCUGUUGUCAGAGAUGGUGGUCGAAGGACCAGUUAAAGAUAGUCCAUGUGUGCAUUCGUAAAGGGGACAGAUCGUCAUACCAGGGCGCACAGGCGUCCCUUUUUUUUGUUUGCCUAGGAUCACGUUGUUCGCGCGCCCACGAUCGAAAAAAAUAAAAUAAAAAAAAAUAGGAGC
Molecule: messenger RNA, 271 nt
Organism: Gamsiella multidivaricata
Lineage: Eukaryota; Fungi; Mortierellomycota; Mortierellomycetes; Mortierellales; Mortierellaceae
Exons: 2
Coding region: 82-252 (56 amino acids)
Source: RefSeq, a predicted model, not a curated record